Henningerozyma blattae CBS 6284 is the source of this 4362-nucleotide messenger RNA. RefSeq names its product RSC chromatin remodeling complex ATPase subunit STH1 (gene STH1). Gene Ontology annotation, cellular component: nucleus. The coding region runs from base 1 to 4362 and encodes 1453 amino acids. Gene Ontology annotation, molecular function: histone binding; ATP binding; ATP-dependent chromatin remodeler activity. The transcript has a single exon. The record is from RefSeq and is a predicted model, not a curated record. Gene Ontology annotation, biological process: positive regulation of transcription by RNA polymerase II. Lineage: Eukaryota; Fungi; Ascomycota; Saccharomycetes; Saccharomycetales; Saccharomycetaceae.
AUGCUAAACGAAACAUUGGAUACGGUUGCCACCACUUCAUUGGCCAAUGAUGUAACUCCAAAACAAGUAGAGCCACCAAUCGUGGAAGAAAAGAUCCCCAUCAUUGAAAUACCCAAGCCAACAUCAACAGAACAAUUAGAACAACUUUUAUACCGUUACCGUGCAAUUCUUAAUUUUCCAAAAGAGAAUCAAGUUGAAAUAAAAGCUAUUGAAGCUGUAUUUCAUAAGAUAUCAAGGGAUCAAGAUGAAUAUAAUGAGAAAUUAUUAUCUUUAAGAAACGAGAAGAAAAAUGAUAUGAAAUAUGAAGGAACAUUAUUGGAAAAUCAACUUCUAGCUUUACAAUUACUAGAAAAGGAUAUGGAUGUUCCGGCUGCAUUAUUAAACUCAUUGGAUUUGGAAGAUGAAAUUAUAGAAGAAAAACCAAAUCACAUAGUUAAAUCUAUUAAAGUUUCUCUUGAUUUUGAUGAAAAUAUCAAAUCUUUUGGAUUAGAUGGCAAAUUCACAAAUGCUCCACCCACUAUUUUAUCAACCCCAGAAAUUGAAGAUGGUAUUUCAAAAAGAAUCGCACAAAGAAUCAACGAUUUAGAAAGAUUACCUGCAAAUUUAGGUACUUAUUCUCUAGAGGAUUCUUUGGAAUUUCUAACUAAAGAUGACAUUCCUUCAAGAAUUGAUUAUUUAAAAUUAAAGGCAUUAAUAGAAUUAAAAAGUAUUAAAAUUUUAACUAAACAAAAACAAUUAAGACAAAAAUUAAUCACAAAUAUUACUAGUCAGGCUCAUCACCUUGUUCCAUACCAACGUGAUUCUCCUUAUACAAUGGCGGCUCAAAGAUCUGUUCAAGUACGACCAAAAGUAAUUGUUCCUCAAACAGUUCGUUUGGCAGAAGAAUUAGAAAGACAACAACUUUUCCAAAAACGUAAGAGAGAAAGAAAUUUACAUUUGAAGAAAGUUACUGCCAUUAUUGAAAAUGUUCAAGAAAGACAAAAUGAAUUUUGGUCACGCCGUGAUCGUUGUUCUCAGUUUGGUAAGAUUAUGCAUAGUGUCCAUUCUCAAAUUGAAAAAGAUGAACAAAAACGUGUCGAAAGAACUGCUAAGCAACGUUUAGCUGCUUUGAAAUCGAAUGAUGAAGAAGCCUAUUUGAAAUUAUUGGAUCAAACCAAAGAUACAAGAAUUACUCAAUUGUUAAAGCAAACUAACACAUUUUUAGAUUCUUUAGCUCAAGCUGUUAGAGUACAACAAAAUGAAGCCAAAUUAUUAAAAGGUGAAGAAAUUACUCCAAUAACAGAUGAAGAAAGAGAAAAAAUCGAUUAUUAUGAAGUUGCUCAUCAAGUUAAAGAAAAAAUUGAAAAACAACCUUCAAUUUUAGUCGGUGGUACGCUAAAGGAAUAUCAGCUUCGUGGGUUGGAAUGGAUGGUAUCAUUAUAUAACAAUAGCUUAAAUGGUAUCCUAGCAGAUGAAAUGGGGUUAGGUAAAACUAUUCAAUCUAUCUCGUUAAUUACUCAUCUUUUUGAAGUAAAGAAAGAUCCUGGCCCAUUUUUAGUUAUAGUUCCAUUAUCCACAAUUACUAAUUGGACAUUAGAAUUUGAAAAAUGGGCACCAAGCUUAAGAACUAUUAUUUAUAAGGGAACUCCAAAUCAAAGACGUUCUUUACAGCCUCAUAUCAGGACUGGUGAUUUUGAUGUAUUAUUAACUACUUAUGAAUAUAUUAUUAAAGAUCGUGCAUUAUUAGCUAAACAUGAUUGGGCACAUAUGAUUAUUGAUGAAGGUCAUAGAAUGAAGAAUGCUCAAUCUAAAUUAUCAUAUACUAUUACUCAUUAUUAUCGUACAAGAAAUAGAUUAAUUUUAACAGGUACACCAUUACAAAACAAUUUACCUGAAUUAUGGGCAUUAUUAAAUUUUGUAUUACCUAAGAUUUUCAAUUCUGCUAAGACAUUUGAUGAAUGGUUUAAUACACCAUUUGCUAAUACAGGUGGACAAGAAAAAUUGGAAUUAACAGAAGAAGAAACGUUAUUGAUUAUUAGAAGAUUGCAUAAAGUGUUAAGACCAUUCUUAUUACGUCGUUUAAAGAAAGAAGUGGAAAAAGAUUUACCUGAUAAGGUGGAAAAAGUGAUUAAAUGUAAAUUAUCUGGAUUACAACAACAGCUAUAUGAACAAAUGUUAAAGCACAAUGCAUUAUUUGUUGGUGCAGGUACAGAAGGUGCUACUAAAGGUGGUAUUAAAGGUUUGAAUAAUAAGAUUAUGCAAUUGAGAAAGAUUUGUAAUCAUCCAUUUGUAUUUGAUGAAGUAGAAAGUGUUAUUAAUCCAUCAAAGACUAAUAAUAAUUUAUUAUUUAGAGUCUCUGGUAAAUUUGAAUUAUUAGAUAGGGUAUUACCUAAAUUAAAGGCUUCGGGGCAUCGUGUUUUGAUGUUUUUCCAAAUGACUCAAGUUAUGGAUAUUAUGGAAGAUUUCUUAAGAAUGAAACAAUUACAAUAUAUGAGAUUAGACGGUAGUACUAAAGCCGAGGAAAGAACCGAAAUGUUGAAUGAUUUCAAUGCUCCAAAUUCUGAAUACUUCUGUUUCUUAUUGUCUACAAGAGCUGGUGGGUUAGGUUUAAAUUUACAAACUGCUGAUACAGUUAUUAUCUUUGAUACAGAUUGGAAUCCACAUCAAGAUUUGCAAGCUCAAGAUCGUGCACAUAGAAUUGGUCAAAAAAAUGAAGUUCGUAUCUUGAGAUUAAUCACAACUGAUUCUGUGGAAGAAGUUAUUUUAGAGAGAGCUAUGCAAAAAUUAGAUAUUGAUGGUAAAGUUAUUCAAGCUGGUAAGUUCGAUAAUAAAUCUACAGCUGAUGAACAAGAAGCAUUUUUAAGAAGACUAUUAGAGAAUGAUAGUAAUAGAGAUGAUGAUGAUAAAGCAGAAAUGGAUGAUGAAGAAUUGAAUGAAGUAUUAGCUCGUGGUGAUGAUGAGAAAGUACUAUUUGAUAAGAUGGAUAAAGAAAGAAUUGACAAAGAAAUUUUAGAAGCCAAGAAGUUGGGAUUAAAAGAACGUAUGCCUCGAUUAAUUGAAUUGGAUGAAUUACCUAGUGUCUUUAAAGAAAAUAUUGAAGAUCAUCUUGUUCAAGAACCGGUUGCCAUUGGACGAAUUAGAGAAAGGAAAAGAGUUUAUUACGAUGAUGGGUUAACUGAAGAUCAAUUUUUAAGAGCCGUGGAAGAUGAGAACCAUACAUUGGAAGAAGCUAUUGCUAGAAAACGUCAGAGAAGAAACAGACAAAACGGGGGAGAAAAUGGUGAGAUUGGUACAUUGGAGAAUACUCCAGUACCUGAAGGUGAAGACGAAGAUGAAGAAGAUGAAGAAGCACAAGAAGAAGAAGAAGAAGAAGAAGAAGAAGAAGAAGAAGAAGAAUAUGUAGAAGUUGAGAAUCGUACACCUGAAAAGAAACGUCGUGGUAGAAGGAAAGGUAAGGCCACCGCCAGUAGCAAUAGUAGUAAUGGUGAUGGUAGUGACGAACAAUUGAAGAAUGACAUUGUCAAAUUAAAAGUCAAUAUCAACAUGAAAAUGAAUAUGAGUGACAGCAAUAGCCAUAGCCAUGGUAGUACUACUAACGAGGAGGUGAACGAUAUGGAUGAGAAUGAGAGUAUUUCAUCUACCAAUGGACAAGGGGAUGCAGAAGCGGAGACCGAGGGAGCAAUUGUAGAGGAGAAUAAGAAAACGAAACCUAAAUUCAAAGUGAAGUUGACCUUAAAGAAACAUACAGCUGCACCUGCACAAGACUCGAAAGGUAAUGAUAAUGAUAAUACGACUACGACUACGACUGCCACUACCACUGACACUGCCACUACCACUACCACUACCACUACCGCUACUACUGCGCCUGUAGUGAAGAAAGCUAAGAGAGGUAGACCAAAGAGGAAAUUAGAACCCAAACUGGAAGAAGUGGAAAAUGCGACGACAACGACAACUACAACGACAGAACAACCGGCACUGAAAAAAUCACGUAAGAACCGCGGGAUGACUAAAAAAAAUGAUGUUCAAAUAGCAGAAGAAGAAUUAAAGAACGAGUGUGUGGAACUACUGAACUCGAUGGGUGAAGUGGUCGAUGAAGAAGACCAACACGAAUGUAUAGGGAUAUUUAUGAAAUUACCAUCCAAGAAAGAAUAUCCUGAUUAUUACAAGAUUAUUAAGACCCCUGUCAGCAUCGAUCUUUUAAAGAAGAAGGCCAGGAAAAACGAAUACAAGAGUUUGAAAGAAUUGCAAGACGAUUUACAAGUUAUGUAUGAUAACGCCAGGUUUUAUAACGAGGAAGGAUCUUGGGUGUAUAACGAUGCAAACAGAUUACAAGCCUUUACUGAUAAAUGGUUUCAAAAUAGAAAUGAUCUGAAACAUUCAUAA